Clarias gariepinus (North African catfish) is the source of this 3662-nucleotide messenger RNA. RefSeq names its product T-box transcription factor 15 (gene tbx15). The coding region runs from base 275 to 2101 and encodes 608 amino acids. Gene Ontology annotation, biological process: cell fate specification; positive regulation of DNA-templated transcription; regulation of transcription by RNA polymerase II. Gene Ontology annotation, molecular function: RNA polymerase II cis-regulatory region sequence-specific DNA binding; DNA-binding transcription factor activity, RNA polymerase II-specific. NCBI's taxonomy places the organism in Eukaryota, Metazoa, Chordata, Actinopteri, Siluriformes, Clariidae. Gene Ontology annotation, cellular component: nucleus. The transcript has 8 exons. The record is from RefSeq and is a predicted model, not a curated record.
GACAGAAAGACAGAGGCAGAGGACGAGAAAGUGGAGCCACAGAAGAUAAUUUACCAAAUACACCUUGGAGCGAGGUGAUCAGCACUUUAGGAAUGACCUCGCACGUGUCCAGGAUCUUUAAAUGUGCGCACUAGAUGUGGAUUUGGAUUAUUUUUGUCACUGGAGAACUUUUUGAACUUGUACAAUCAUCGUGCGUGUGUGCGCCCACUCUGUUCUCGGUGCUUGCGGAAGGCGUUGUUAAGCUUCACUCUCGGCUGGAUUUGGCAAGGGAGAGAUGAGCGAGAGGAGGCGUUCGGCCGCCGCGCUGAGCUCCAGAGCGCACGCCUUCUCAGUGGAGGCCCUCAUCGGUACCAACAAAAAGCGGAAGCUCCGAGGCUGGGAGGAGAAGGCUCUCGAGCUCUCUAUGGAAAAUCUCGCAACCAACGGACAGCUCGGAGACGCAGAAGACGCCGGUCAGUGUCUGGAUAUCGAUCCGGACUGCGAGGCCAGUCCAGGCUCGGACGGCGAGGUGCUGGCGGAGAGAUCGUCGUGCUCGCUCGGGAGUCCCGCGGAUCUAAACCCUGCCGCCUCCAUGGAUGAGAUCCAGGUGGAGCUGCAGUGCGCGGACCUGUGGAAGCGCUUCCACGACAUUGGCACGGAAAUGAUCAUCACCAAGGCGGGAAGGAGAAUGUUUCCUGCCAUGAGAGUUAAAAUUGUGGGACUGGAUCCACAUCAGCAGUAUUAUAUAGCUAUGGACAUAGUACCUGUGGACAACAAGAGAUACAGGUAUGUUUAUCACAGCUCAAAGUGGAUGGUGGCUGGAAAUGCAGACUCUCCUGUACCCCCGCGUGUGUAUAUCCACCCAGAUUCAUUGGCCUCUGGAGACACAUGGAUGAGACAGGUGGUCAGCUUUGACAAACUGAAACUCACCAACAAUGAGCUCGAUGACCAAGGGCAUAUCAUCCUGCACUCCAUGCACAAGUACCAACCACGUGUCCAUGUGAUCCGGAAGGACUUUAGUAGUGAGCUGUCUCCUACUAAGCCAGUACCCACUGGGGAGGGAGUAAAGACUUUCAGCUUCCCUGAGACUGUUUUCACUACAGUCACCGCUUAUCAAAACCAGCAGAUUACCAGACUAAAAAUUGACCGCAACCCAUUUGCUAAAGGUUUCCGGGACUCGGGGAGAAACAGAACAGGUCUGGAGGCGAUCAUGGAAACAUAUGCCUUUUGGAGACCACCUGUGAGAACCCUUACAUUUGAGGAUUUUACCAAUAUGCAGAAACAGCAAGGGGGCAGCACUGGCACUUCUCCUACUACCUCGAGCACAGGUACGCCAUCUCCUUCAAGUGCAACUCACCUUCUUUCUCCCUCUUGCUCUCCUCCCACCUUCCAUCUUGCUCCCAACACUUUUAAUGUUGGCUGCAGGGAAAGCCAGCUGUGUAACCUGGGGCUGUCUGAGUAUCCUGCCUGUGCACGAAGCAAUAUGCCAACCCUGCAGAGCUAUGGGGGACUGGCAGAAGGAUCCUACGGUCGCCUCCAGUCAGCAGGGGGCAGCAUGGCCUCCACCCAGUCUUCAGACUCUUUCUUGCCCCAAAGGACUUCCUCUUUAAUUGCAGCAGGAAUGCAGGGCAGCACUCACACCUCAUUGCCCCCCAGCAGUAAUGGGAGCGGCAACAGUGGCAAAAUGGAUGCUUAUGGAAGUCAGUUGUCAUCUUUUCCCACCUCCCAGCUCCAGUAUGUGAUGCAGGCAGGGGCAGGUACACCCUCUGGCUCAUCCAAUUCUCCAGGGACUUCCCCGUCCUCGACUCACAUGUUUACCGGGAGUCAUCACCACAUGCAGCAGGGCUCAUAUAAUGCAUUUUCCUUGCACAAUCCCUACAACCUUUAUGGAUACAACUUCCCAGCUUCCCCACGCUUGGCCACCAACUCAGAGAAAUCUCAGGCCAGCCUGCUGUGCUCAUCCUCUUCUGCCGGAGCCUUUGCCGAGCGUCAGUACCUAUCCAGUGGCAGCAUGGACAGCAUGCACAUGAUAGGAAAUCCCAGUAGUAGCCAGCAGGUGUCCACAGCUUGUGAUGGUCGCCAGUAUGGCUCCACCUCUCAGAUGUCUAUGCACAUGGUUUAAACGUAAAACAGGGUAAAACUUGUGUGUCAUCAGCACAAGAAAUCAUAUCAAGCUGUUUCUCAGUCUCAGUUUUCUGCUAUCAGAUCAUUAGUGUGUACUUAAUAUGUUGCUCAUGGAAAGGUAGAGAGCAACUCUUGAAUCCUUUAAAAAAAGAGACUACUCAUCUCAUGUGCAGACUUUAAAUCACUAAUUAGACACACAUGGACAACAUAAAUAUGUUAUUUAUGUAUUUCUUUCUAUAUGAUUCAUGCCAAAGCAAGGCAAAUACAUAUAAGAUCAUUCUGUAUGUACCUGCCAUCUCUACUUUCUAAUCUCAUUUCAAUGCAGUAUUGAAGCAAAUGAAGUCUUUUUCUUAUGAGGGUGCUUAUGCAGGAUUCUAGCGAGAUGGUGCAAUAAUGGACUCAUCCAAUCACUUCUCAUCGCACACAUGCUUUAUCUAAACAGUGCACGCUCAAAGCUGUCUUAGAUGUUGUUCGUGUCAAACAGUAAAAGCAGAUCAAUCUGCUUCCCACCAAAGUAAUUUCAGAGAAAUGCAUACAUUAUGCAAUGUUUUGGUGAAUGUUCACCUGAAAGACACUCAUGGGCUGGAAUUGGAUUUGGAGAAAUGUUCAUUUUUAGUUCAUUUGUUUUUGCCUAUUUUAUUAGAACAUACUUAAAUAAAUUUGGAGUGUAUCAUCUUUGUAGACACUAAGCUUUACUGUUGAUGUGUGGAAAACAUCAUGAUGUGUGGAAACAUGAUGUGUGGAAUAAAAGAGUAAUAAAUGUAUGUUUUGGAGUGCUAUAGAAGUGUAAAGUAUUUAAGUGCUAUGUAACUAAACAAAUGUGCAGUAAAUAUAGGUGCCAAGCACAAAACCUAAGCAAUGCAAUUCAGUUCUUACACAUACACCAUUUGGCAAUCUGUUUAAGAAUGACUAAGAUUUAUUCUUUUUACCUGAUUGCAAAAUAAAUGUAUUCACAUGGUGAAAAAAAGGGGGACAACAUUUUGUUUCCCAAAUAGGCAGGAAAUGUAAAUAGUCAAUCAUAAGCUUGUUACCAAAAAUUUUUUGUCAACAUUUUGUGAAAUAAAGGACAUGUUUGUCAGGAUAUGAAAGACACAAAGCAAAGACUGAAAAAAAAAAAAAAACGCUGUACAAGCCACUUUUACAACAACUGUUGAACAAAUUUCUUAUUUUCAAGCAUGAAAGUGAAGAGACUGGCCAGUACCCUUCUCACACAGUAUGACUGAGAGCUUGGUGUUCUGGACUGAACAUUGAUAAAAACCCUGUGUCUCAUUUAAACACAUGUCUCUAUUGUUGCUAUUUGCGUGAGACUGAAUAAGUUCAUGGGGGUCUGAAAAUAAAUAUUAUUAAUAAAUCAAUAAAUAAUAAAAUGAUUUAAUGCUGCUCUUUGUUUAAGAAAAAUCUCAUGUGCUACAUUAACCCUUGCUGUUUAUGAAUCAUAUUAAUAUUCCCCAAGCUCUGAGAGAAAGACAGAGGGAGAGAUUUUUUUUCCAUUUUACAAUUUAAUAUGUCUGCUUUUAAUACGGUAAUAAUACAUAUUUUGGGUCAUUCUUCCUGUCUUG